Messenger RNA from Phycodurus eques (leafy seadragon), 3028 nucleotides. It is a transcript of the gene anapc13, whose product is annotated as anaphase promoting complex subunit 13. NCBI's taxonomy places the organism in Eukaryota, Metazoa, Chordata, Actinopteri, Syngnathiformes, Syngnathidae. Gene Ontology annotation, biological process: protein K11-linked ubiquitination. The transcript has 2 exons. Bases 174 to 398 code for a protein of 74 amino acids. Gene Ontology annotation, cellular component: anaphase-promoting complex. The record is from RefSeq and is a predicted model, not a curated record.
CGCCACGCGUCGGAGUAUGACGUCUGAAAACACGCGCCGUUCUUAAUGCAACCCACAUAACGUCUCAAUUUCGAACUGAUUUAAAUCUUCACCCCGUGCCGCACAUUAAGAAUAUAUUAUACAUUUGUCGAAGGAGCGGUUCCGUCAAGUUUAAAGCAGGUCAUAUUCUGAGUAUGGACAGUGAAAUCCAACGAGACGGAAGAGUUUUGGAUCUAACCGAUGAUGCCUGGAGGGAAGACAGACUACCCUAUGAGGAUGUCACAAUCCCAGUAAGCGAACUCCCUGAGGCUGAGCAGGACAAUGGGGGAUCCACAGAGUCUGUGAAGGAACAAGAGAUGAAGUGGACAGACCUUUCCCUCCAGAGCCUCCAUGAAAACACUCAGAACACCGGGUGUUGAAUCACUACUGGCAUGGGAGUGGAGAACAUCAGCUUUGUUCACAUCUUCGUUGGGACGCUUUAGCAAGCUCUGAUUGCUUUGUUGGGAUGUUUUAGUCUGCUAAUCUUAGUUGCACAUAUGGUAUGCAGCGUGGCUUCAUGAAUGUUAUCUCACGAUUAACCGUUGCAGGUUUUCGGGUGUUCUAAUUAAGGAGCAGUCACUUAACAAAAUGUUCAUCAGCUCUAUGUUGUCACAUUGUGCUUUAAUUGACGUCUUCAAAUCUGCACUAAAUCUCUCCACGCAGUUUAAGAAGAGGCAGGUUCGCGUUUGAAUGUCACCCUUUUAUGUUAAUAGUUGGUAGUGUCUUUAACAUAAUUAAAACCGAAGACACACACGACCCUGGUGGUUUCAUUGGACACGGAGAACAAAAAGGGAAUGAAAGCAGGCCUUACAAGUUAGUUCAAGCACUGAAACUGCAAUGUAUCAGUUCCUUAUCCAUCCUGUGCAGGGUCAUGCAGAUAUAACAAUUAUAUUGUUCUAUGAGCAUGCAUGCAACACACACAAAAACAUUCUCUCUUGCAACUUCCCAAACUUGUCUCUCGAAUACUUUGUAAGUAAUAUUCUAACGACUGCUCAAUUGUCACUGCCUCAAAGUAGUAUGCUGACCACUACACAAUUGUCACUGCCUAAGAGUGUCUGCCGCAAGCUUGCGGAUGUGGACAUGUGGUCCGUUCCCUUGGAGGCCUGAAGGGUGUUUGUAGGAGCCUCCCAGACGAUCCCAGAAAGUAAAGCAUUGUCCAUAGUUGUAGUUGAAGAAGAGGUGAUGAUCCACGUGGUGGGCGGCGCCAUUUAUAAUGCUUAUCAAGGGGCCGGGGAUGCGGUAGUCGCCGUCGUGGAUGGAGAUGGUCCAGAUAUUGACGAAGAUGAAGAGGGACAGGUAAACAACCUGAAAUGCAAAAUGUCCAAAAUAUACUGUACAUUAAUAGAGCCUUUACAGAAUGCAGUCAAUUCAAUGUGGAUUAAUCACCUUCCACAAUCACCUUGUGGAGCGGGAAGACGAAAGGGUAGACGUGGUAGGGUAAGCUCUGCAGGAAGCCGUCGAGUGGGUGGAAGGCGUGGCUUGCAAACGGUGUGGGGAUCUUGAAGAAAUGAUGCUGCUUAUGUAAGUACUGAGGGGAGUAGGAAGGAGAUGCAAAUCAGGUGCGCUGUGGUUCAGUCAUUGUCUCAGUCCAGAGAGUUAAGAGUUUCUAACUCAAAUUUUGAAACCUGAAAGUCAACUGAAAUGACAACAAGCACGAGACAAAAAUAAGAAGCCGAGAUCCUAAAGACAAAUCAGAAGAAGUAUUUCAAAUGAGGGGACUCCACCAUUUUGGUUCUUUGCCAGAGGAACAUCUUCAUGACUCAUACCAAAAAGACAAAUUCCUAAGUAAUUUUGUUUGUUCGUCGAUUACUGUCGGUCUCUUUCAAGGCGACUGUCUGGUUCAUGGAGACUAAUAGAUGGGACUUUGAGCAUUUGCUUUGGGGACUGCUAUAUUGUGACUUACAGUGGAUACACAUCCCUGUUCAAAUGUCAGGUUUUUGUGUCAUUAAAACAUUUUUGGACCAAGAUGCGUCAUUUCAAAACUUCCUCCACCAUUAAUAUGACCUAUGACCUGUACGAACCCAACCAUAACAAAAUCGAAAGGUGAGAGAAGGUGUUCUGCUCGGAUGAAACGAAGAUCGCGCGUUUUUGCCAUAAUUCCAAAAGGUAUGUUUGGCACAAACACAACACUGUUAUCACCGAAAGAUAGGAUGUCGGUGGCAGCAUCAUGCUUUGGUGGAAGGAAUUACGAACAGUUCAAAAUGGCAGUAUGUGCUAGCACAAAAACUAUAGACAUGCUAAAAUAAUUUGAGAAAAGAAUUAAGGAAAAGCCUACUAGAACAGCUGGAAUAGAGUCAGAGGCACUUUAAGUGGUGGCAGGUGUGUGCUGAUUAGUUUGAAUGUGAGUGAUUAACCUUAAGCACAGCCACAUCCCAGUCAGAAGAGGGUGUGCACAAUUGUGCAACCACAUUAUUUUAGAUGAUCAUUUUUACUUUCCUCAAAGAUUUUUUUCUCAAUUCUAUUGAGUUGUAUAGGUGACAUUAAUGGUGGGGAAAAACAUGUAUUUAUCCGGGUCAAAUUUUGUAAUAGAUCACAAAAACCUGCCUUUUCAACAUGCAUGUGUACACUUUUCAUAUCAAACACGCAAAGUUCUUUCUCAGAACAUGUCAACCCUCCACAAAGUUUCAUGGAGGCCCGUUUAAUUUUCAAUCACGCACUUUGAGACUUCGUGGAACCAUAGAACAAGUCAACAAACAUUGCGUACAUUGCUACAUUAGAUUGUAACCACGGAGCUUCCAACUAUGCCACUGUGCCAAUGGUUCUCCAAAUUAAUUACACCCCCAAUUCCAAUGAAGUUGGGGCGUUGUGUUAAACAUAAAUAAAAAGAGAAUACAAUGAUUUGCAAAUCAUGUUCAUCCUCUAUUUUAUCGAAUACACUCCAAAGACAAGAUGUUUAACGUUCAAACCGAUAAACGUUAUUGUAUUGACCGUCAUUGGUUUUCUGAAGUGUUCCUGAGCCCACGUGGCGACAUCCUUUACGCCUUGAUGCCGGUUUUUGAUGCAGUGCCGC